CUUUGUUGCUCCUUUCUUUGAUCUCAACUUUUGUCCCACGACUGACACGUCACAAUACUGGUUAAAAACAAGAAAACAAACUCUACACCUAAAGAUCUUGAUGCAGGUGCGACGUAGCCAAUCACAAAGCGAGAGACCGUCAGUCGUUGUAAUCUUUGCAAAGCUCCUUCACUCUCCUCCACACUUGCCCUAGCAAGCAGAUCCAAAUUAAAACAAAGAAAAGAGAAAAUUUUCAUUUUAUAUUCAAAUUUUUUAAUAAGAAGGGUUUAAUUGAGUUAACUCGUGGAGGAUAAAUAAUCGGCGACUGAGUCAAAGAGGCCACGGCAGGAAUGAGUGAUUCAGAUUCGAUCAGGGUUCCAUACAGGAACUUAAAGAGGGAAUUCGAGGUUGAAAUGAUCGACGAUCCUCAUCGUCGGGUCGAUCUGAAUUUGUCUCCUAACUCUCCUUCAACUUCUUCCUCGAAUCCUUCGUCGAGGAUUCCCAAUGGAAACUCUAACUUGUCGUCGCCGAUCCAUGUCAGAUCUAAGGAUUGUAGCUUGAUGACUCUGGUUCCUAGUUGUACGGUCGCCGCCGGGGUUCAGUUUGGCUGGGCUUUGCAACUAUCGCUCUUGACUCCUUACAUUCAGGUUCAACCUUGUGUUGGUAUUUGGAGUGAUAAAUGCACUUCAAAAUUUGGAAGGAGACGGCCUUUUAUCCUUGUUGGAUCGCUCAUGAUCUCUGUUGCUGUGAUAAUAAUUGGGUUUUCUGCUGACGUGGGAUACAUAUUAGGCGAUACAAAUGAGCACUGCAGUACAUUUAAAGGUACACGAACUAGGGCAGCUUUUGUCUUUGUUAUUGGGUUCUGGAUGUUGGAUCUUGCUAACAAUACAGUGCAGGGACCAGCUCGUGCCCUUUUGGCUGAUCUAUCAGGUCCUGACCAACACAAUUCUGCAAAUGCUAUAUUUUGCUUUUGGAUGGCUGUUGGAAACAUCUUGGGAUUUUCAGCUGGUGCUAGUGGGAGUUGGCACAGAUGGUUUCCUUUCUUGAAAAGUAGAGCUUGCUGUGAAGCCUGUGCCAAUCUUAAAGCAACAUUUCUUGUUGCUGUGGUCUUUCUCUUAUUUUGUACUGUUGUGACUAUAUGUUUUGCUAAGGAGGUUCCACUUCCAUUGCCAGCAAAUCAGCCAACUCACCUAUCGGAUUCUGCUCCUUUGUUGGAUGAUUCCACACAAAAUGGCUGUCAACACUCAAAAUCAAAAGCUGAUGUGUCCAUUAUUGCCAAUGCAAAUAGGAAUGAUGCUGAAAAUGGAUAUGAACGAGUGUCAAACUCCAAGCAUGCUGACUCAAAAGAUACAAAUGUUCAAAAUGAAGUUUUCAGUGAUGGGCCUGGAGCAGUACUGGUCAACUUAUUGACCAGUGUAAGGCAUUUACCGUCUGCAAUGCACUCAGUGCUUAUUGUUAUGGCUCUCAGUUGGCUUUCCUGGUUUCCAUUCUUUUUAUUUGAUACGGAUUGGAUGGGAAGAGAAGUAUAUCAUGGAGAUCCAAAAGGGAAUGCUUCUGAAAUAAAAUUGUACGAUCAAGGUGUCAGAGAAGGUGCAUUUGGUUUGCUAUUAAAUUCUGUUGUUCUGGGCAUUAGUUCUUUCUUUAUUGAACCGAUGUGUCAACGGAUGGGGUCAAGACUUGUUUGGGCAAUGAGCAACUAUACUGUGUUUGCCUGUAUGGCUGUCACAGCUAUCAUUAGUUUGGUAUCUGUCAGAGAAUAUUUUCAAGGGGUCGAACAUGUAAUUGGAGGGAGUGCAGCAAUCAGGAUUGUUGCCUUGGUUAUAUUUGCUCUUCUUGGCUUUCCUCUAGCUAUUACCUAUAGUGUUCCAUUUUCUGUUACAGCAGAGUUGACCGCUGGUUCUGGUGGUGGCCAAGGAUUGGCAAUUGGUGUUUUGAACCUUGCAAUUGUUAUUCCACAGAUGAUUAUAUCUCUUGGUGCGGGUCCAUGGGAUGCCCUAUUUGGUGGAGGAAAUAUACCAGCCUUUAUUUUGGCUUCUUUCUCUGCACUGGCUGCGGGGGUUAUUGCAACUCUCAGGUUGCCUGAUUUUUCAAGUUCCUACAAGUCAUCUGGUUUUCAUUUUGGUUAAGGACCAAAAUGGCCUUAAUAAGGUGAAAACCACUCUAUAUUUGAUGCUUGGCAACCAUUGAAAUGCUGUCAUUUGCUUUCAGAGGAAGGCUCUACCAUGAUUCAUAGGUUGUGGCCUCACAUGUACAAAAAGGAAAAAAGCAUACAGCAGCUAUUUUGGGCUUGGCAUUUCUGGAUGGCAUGUGAUGAUAUGCAGACUGAAAUUGGAACUCUGGCUUGAUUAUGUAAAGGUUGAAUGUCUCCUUCCUGACUGCCACUUAACUCUGACACGGCUUCUAAACGCGAGGCAUGUGAUGAUAUGCAGACUGAAAUUGGAACUCUGGCUUGAUUAUGUAAAGGUUGAAUGUCUCCUUCCUGACUGCCACUUAACUCUGACACGGCUUCUAAACGCGAGCUUAGACAUUGUUUGGUGCACUUCUCAACUGAUCCCCUUUAAAUUUCUUUUCUUUAUUGUCUCAUUGGCCUUAACACCUUUGGUUCUGAGGAUACACUCAUAUAUAUAUAUAUAUA
This is a messenger RNA of Durio zibethinus, 2614 nucleotides long. The record is from RefSeq and is a predicted model, not a curated record. NCBI's taxonomy places the organism in Eukaryota, Viridiplantae, Streptophyta, Magnoliopsida, Malvales, Malvaceae.